GGGUUGCCAUGGCAAUGGUAAACCGAGAUGCCACAUUGGUGGGCGUGUCUUAAGAAGAGCUGCUUCCACCCUCCGCCCUGUUUUAGCUAGUUCUCAAUCUGGUGUGGUGCCUGAGUCCCCGCCUCCAAAGUCCCACAUCCUACCUCAGAACUUCUGAGAAAGGCUUUUCCCCUUCCGCCCUGGCCUUUCCCAUCCCAAUAAGAAGGAGCUGCCUGGAAGUGACCCCCAAAGCCCUUUCAUUUCUGACCUUCUGGGGCAUCUGGGUUGUGGCUCAUCCUAGACCUGCUCCCGUCCCCCAGCCCUCCCUUGGCCUGGUCAGCUCCUACCAAUAACUGUGUGUUGCAAGGGUUAGAAAGCCAGGAGAGGCAGCUGCAGAUGUGUUUUAUUUCUUUGUCUUGCCUGAUUGCUCUGGCGAGGACCUCCAGUACUACGUUGAAGAGUGGUGACAGUGCACAUCUUUGUCAUGCUCCAGUUCUUAGGGGGAAUGUUUUCUACUUUUCCCUGCUUGCUAUAUUGGCUGGGAUUUCGUCACCUAUCGCCUUUAGUAUUUUGAGCUCAGCCUGGGCUACACAGCCAGGUGUCAGGCGUGUCUCUGCUGAUCUGAGUCUGCCUGCGGCAUGGACCUGCAUCUUCCCUGAAGCAUCUCCAGGGCUGAAAAAUCACUGACCAUGGCACCAUGGUCUCAUCCAUCUGCACAGCUGCAGCCAGUGGGAGGAGACGCCGUGAGCCCUGCCCUCAUGGCUCUGCUCUGCCUCGGGCUGAGUCUGGGCCCCAGGACCCACGUGCAGGCAGGGAACCUCUCCAAACCCACCCUCUGGGCUGAGCCAGGCUCUGUGAUCAGCCGGGGGAACCCUGUGACCAUCCGGUGUCAGGGGACCCUGGAGGCCCAGGAAUACCGUCUAGAUAAAGAGGGAAGCCCAGAACCCUGGGACACACAGAACCCACUGGAGCCCAAGAACAAGGCCAGAUUCUCCAUCCCAUCCAUGACAGAGCACCAUGCAGGGAGAUACCGCUGUUACUAUUACAGCCCUGUAGGCUGGUCAGAGCCCAGCGACCCCCUGGAGCUGGUGGUGACAGGAUUCUACAACAAACCCACCCUCUCAACCCUGCCCAGCCCUGUGGUGACCUCAGGAGAGAACAUGACCCUCCAGUGUGGCUCAUGGCUGAGAUUCAACAGGUUCAUUCUGACUGAGGAAGGAGACCACAAGCUCUCCUGGACCUUGGACUCACAGCUGACCCCCAGUGGGCAGUUCCAGGCCCUGUUCCCUGUGGGCCCUGUGACCCCCAGCCACAGGUGGAUGCUCAGAUGCUAUGGCUCUCGCAGGCAUAUCCUGCAGGUAUGGUCAGAACCCAGUGACCUCCUGGAGAUUCCGGUCUCAGGAGCAGCUGAUAACCUCAGUCCGUCACAAAACAAGUCUGACUCUGGGACUGCCUCACACCUUCAGGAUUACACAGUAGAGAAUCUCAUCCGCAUGGGCAUGGCCGGCUUGAUCCUGGUGGUCCUUGGGAUUCUGAUAUUUCAGGAUUGGCACAGCCAGAGAAGCCCCCAAGCUGCAGCUGGGAGGUGAACAGAAGAGAGGACAAUGCACCAUUGAAUGCUGGAGCCUUGGAAGUGAAUCUGAUGGUCCUAGGAGGUUCGGGAAGACCAUCUGAGGCCUAUGCCAUCUGGACUGUCUGCUGGCAAUUUCUUUUUUUCUUUCUUUUCUUUUUUUUUUUUUUUUUUUCGAGACGGAGUCUUGCUCUGUCACCAGGCUGGAAUGCAGUGGCGCAAUCUGGGCUCACUGCAACCUCCGCCUCUCAGGUUCAAGUGAUUCUCCUGCCUCAGCCUCUGGCAAUUUCUAGAGGGAGGAAUGGGUGUUUGAGUGCAGGGACACUGGUCUGGGGUGAUCCAUGGAGGACCAUUAAAAUGUGACACCUUUCCUUUCUAUUAA
This is a messenger RNA of Pan troglodytes (chimpanzee), 1931 nucleotides long. It is a transcript of the gene LILRA5, whose product is annotated as leukocyte immunoglobulin like receptor A5. Gene Ontology annotation, molecular function: inhibitory MHC class I receptor activity. Gene Ontology annotation, cellular component: plasma membrane. NCBI's taxonomy places the organism in Eukaryota, Metazoa, Chordata, Mammalia, Primates, Hominidae. Gene Ontology annotation, biological process: immune response-regulating signaling pathway; cytokine-mediated signaling pathway. The coding region runs from base 669 to 1568 and encodes 299 amino acids. The record is from RefSeq and is a predicted model, not a curated record. The transcript has 9 exons.